UCAUAUAUUAUUGCCGUGAGAGGACACAUAUCCAAACAACUCUCUCUCUCUCUCUCUCAAUGCAGCCACUGCAAUGGACUACCAUUGCGACCAUUUCUGCAACUAUUGUAUUUUUAGCAGCAGAAUCAGUCUCAGAACCUGAUAAAAUUGUCACUUUGCCACAACCAGUGGUCAGUUUCAAGCAAUAUUCAGGGUUCAUAACCAUUGAUGAAAAGCAGGAGAAAGCUCUUUUCUACUACUUUGUUGAAGCAGAGACAGACCCAGCUUCAAAGCCUCUUGUUCUCUGGUUAAAUGGAGGGCCUGGUUGUUCUUCCAUUGGAGCACUAGCUUUCUGUGUGCUUGGACCGUUUAAGCCAAGUGGAGACAUAUUGCACAAAAAUGAUUAUAGCUGGAAUAAAGAAGCAAAUGUGCUAUACUUGGAAUCACCAGCUGGAGUUGGCUUUUCCUACUCUGCUGAUGAAUCCUUCUACACAUCUGUGAAUGAUGAGCUGACAGCUCGAGACAAUCUUGCAUUUCUUGAACGCUGGUUUUCCGAAUUCCCAGAAUAUAAAGACAGAGAUUUCUUCAUCACAGGGGAGAGCUACGGAGGUCACUAUGUCCCACAGCUUGCACAGCUUAUUGUCCUGUCCAGCAAAAUCAACCUGAAAGGGAUUGCAAUAGGAAAUCCUCUUCUAGAAUUUGACACUGAUUUCAACUCUGAGCAGUACUUUUGGUCUCAUGGGUUAAUAUCAGAUGCAACUUAUGAGAUUUUUACUACUGUUUGUAACUAUUCUCAAAUCAGGAGACAAUACCAAAUUAUUGGCUCUCUGUCCCCAGAUUGCUCUAGAGUAAAUAGCCAAUACUCAAGAGAAGUUAGCAAAUUUGUAGAUACCUAUGACAUUACUCUAGAUGUUUGCUUAUCAACAAUCCAAUCACAAUCCCAUGUAUUGAAUAAAAUGGAAAAUGUCGGGGAAAUUGAUGUCUGUAUAGAAGAUGAAACUAUGAAGUACUUGAACAGAGAAGAUGUACAGGAAGCUCUCCAUGCACGGCUUGUUAGAGUCGACAGAUGGACUGUGUGCAGCGAAGUGAUCAAGUACAAUAUGGAAAAUCUGGAGAUACCCACCAUCCCUGUUCUAGGCAAGCUUAUCAGGUCCGGCAUCCGGGUUUUCGUUUACAGCGGAGACCAAGAUUCAGUCAUUCCACUGACUGGAACAAGAACACUAGUGAAUGGAUUGGCAAAGUAUUUGGGUCUCAACACAACCGUUCCAUAUAGAGCCUGGUUUGAAGGAAAACAGGUUGCUGGUUGGACACAAGUAUAUGGAGAUAUCUUAUCUUUUGCCACCAUUAGAGGUGCAUCUCAUGAAGCUCCAUUUUCACAGCCAGAAAGAUCUCUUGUGCUAUUUAGUGCAUUUUUAGGGGGAAAACAACUGCCAGAAGUCACAUAGUUUGUUGAGAAAAUGAAUAAAUAGUUAAUCCAGUCCAAUAUUGUUAGUAAGGGACAUGUUAAAUUUUCAGCAGUAGGCACAACCAUUCUCUUUGUCUUGAAUAAACACAUUGCAAAUUGCCAUAAAAAUUCAUUUCAAAGUGGGCCCCA
Messenger RNA from Hevea brasiliensis (rubber tree), 1573 nucleotides. RefSeq names its product serine carboxypeptidase-like 45. Gene Ontology annotation, molecular function: serine-type carboxypeptidase activity. NCBI's taxonomy places the organism in Eukaryota, Viridiplantae, Streptophyta, Magnoliopsida, Malpighiales, Euphorbiaceae. Gene Ontology annotation, biological process: proteolysis. Gene Ontology annotation, cellular component: vacuole. The record is from RefSeq and is a predicted model, not a curated record.